AUGUCCACCACCGUCACUCUCACCAGCUCCGAUGGCGUUGACCUCACGGUCGACCGUGAUGUCGCCGAACGCUCGGUUCUCAUCAAGAACAUGCUCGAGGAUCUCGGCGAGUCGGGUGAAGCUAUCCCCAUUCCGAAUGUCAACGAAGUUGUGCUGAAGAAGGUCAUCGAGUGGUGCACUCACCACAAGAAUGAUCCUCCCAGCACUGGUGACGACGAUGACUCCCGCCGCAAGACCACCGAUAUCGAUGAGUGGGAUCAGAAGUUUAUGCAGGUCGAUCAAGAGAUGCUGUUUGAGAUCAUUCUGGCUGCCAACUACCUCGAUAUCAAGGCCCUUUUGGAUGUCGGCUGCAAGACUGUUGCCAACAUGAUCAAGGGCAAGUCUCCCGAGGAGAUUCGCAAGACCUUCAACAUCCAGAACGAUUUCACCCCUGAAGAAGAGGACCAGAUCCGCCGUGAGAACGAAUGGGCUGAAGAGUAA
Aspergillus clavatus NRRL 1 is the source of this 480-nucleotide messenger RNA. It is a transcript of the gene skpA, whose product is annotated as SCF ubiquitin ligase subunit skpA. Gene Ontology annotation, molecular function: cullin family protein binding. NCBI's taxonomy places the organism in Eukaryota, Fungi, Ascomycota, Eurotiomycetes, Eurotiales, Aspergillaceae. Gene Ontology annotation, biological process: SCF-dependent proteasomal ubiquitin-dependent protein catabolic process; mitotic cell cycle. The record is from RefSeq and is a predicted model, not a curated record. The coding region runs from base 1 to 480 and encodes 159 amino acids. Gene Ontology annotation, cellular component: cytoplasm; nucleus. The transcript has 4 exons.